Perognathus longimembris pacificus (Pacific pocket mouse) is the source of this 4833-nucleotide messenger RNA. It is a transcript of the gene Slc12a1, whose product is annotated as solute carrier family 12 member 1. Lineage: Eukaryota; Metazoa; Chordata; Mammalia; Rodentia; Heteromyidae. Gene Ontology annotation, cellular component: membrane. The coding region runs from base 341 to 3640 and encodes 1099 amino acids. The record is from RefSeq and is a predicted model, not a curated record. Gene Ontology annotation, molecular function: sodium:potassium:chloride symporter activity. Gene Ontology annotation, biological process: sodium ion transmembrane transport; cell volume homeostasis; sodium ion homeostasis. The transcript has 27 exons.
CACUGGAGUCAUCUCUCUUAGGAAAGGUUCUAACCAAUAAGAAGAAGCCUAAGGUUCUGGAUUGAAAGCUGUGUCCCAUAUAUGCCUGUGUAAAGCUGAAAUAAGUUCCACUCUCUCAGAAGAAGGUCCCUGGGAGCUUUGAAGAUCAUUCUGAAGAUUAUCUAGGAGACAAUAUAUCAGGAAUCUACUUAUUGAGCUCAGCUAGAAAAGUCAUGAGCACACUCAUGUAACCACAUUAUUUGAUUUGAAGUAGAAACAUACAGAUUUCUUGCUUUUUUUUUUUUUUUUUUUGCAACGACCAUAAAGUAGAUACUAUAGCUCAAGAAAUCCAUUUUGGAAGAUGUCACUGAACACCUCUUCCAAUAUAUUUCUGGAUUCAGUGCCCAGUAAUACUAAUCGCUUUCAAGUUAACAUCAUCAACGAGAGCCACGAGGGCAGCUCAGCUGUGAAUGACAGCACCGACCCCCCACAUUAUGAAGAGACCUCUUUUGGGGAUGAAACACAGAACAGAUUGAGAAUCAGCUUUAGACCCGGGAAUCAGGAGUGCUAUGAUAAUUUCCUCCAAAAUGGAGAAACUGCCAAGACAGAUGCCAGUUUUCAUGCCUAUGAUUCACACACAAACACAUACUACCUACAAACCUUUGGCCACAACACCAUGGAUGCUGUUCCUAAGAUCGAGUACUACCGCAACACUGGCAGCGUCAGCGGGCCCAAGGUCAGCCGGCCCAGCCUGCUAGAGAUCCAUGAGCAACUUGCAAAGAAUGUGACAGUGGCUCCUGGUUCAGCCGAUAGGGUUGCCAAUGGUGAUGGGAUGCCUGGAGAAGAGCAAGCUGAGACCAAAGAGGAAGAUACUUCUGGUGUUGUGAAGUUUGGAUGGGUGAAAGGUGUGCUGGUAAGAUGCAUGCUGAAUAUCUGGGGAGUCAUGCUUUUCAUUCGCCUCUCCUGGAUUGUUGGAGAAGCUGGAAUUGGUCUUGGAGUCAUCAUCAUUGGCUUGAGCGUAGUCGUGACAACACUCACAGGUAUUUCUAUGUCUGCAAUUUGCACAAAUGGAGUUGUAAGAGGAGGUGGAGCCUACUAUCUUAUUUCCAGAAGCUUAGGGCCAGAGUUUGGAGGGUCAAUAGGCUUGAUCUUUGCUUUUGCCAAUGCAGUGGCUGUUGCUAUGUAUGUGGUGGGAUUUGCUGAGACGGUGGUUGAUCUUCUUCAGGAGAGUGACUCAAUGAUGGUGGACCAAACCAAUGAUAUUCGAAUCAUAGGUUCCAUUACUGUGGUGAUUCUUUUAGGAAUUUCAGUAGCUGGAAUGGAAUGGGAAGCAAAGGCUCAAGUGAUUCUUCUGGUCAUUCUUCUCAUUGCUAUUGCAAACUUCUUCAUCGGGACUGUCAUUCCAUCCAACAAUGAGAAGAAAUCUAGAGGCUUCUUCAAUUACCAAGCAUCAAUAUUUGCAGAAAACUUUGGGCCAAGCUUCACAAAGGGUGAAGGCUUCUUCUCGGUCUUUGCCAUUUUUUUCCCAGCAGCUACUGGGAUUCUUGCUGGUGCCAAUAUCUCGGGAGAUUUGGAGGAUCCCCAAGAUGCCAUCCCCAGAGGAACCAUGCUGGCCAUUUUCAUCACCACUGUUGCCUACAUUGGGGUUGCUAUUUGUGUGGCGGCCUGUGUGGUCCGAGAUGCUACCGGGAGCAUGAAUGACACUAUUGUUUCUGGGAUGAACUGCAAUGGAUCUGCAGCCUGUGGGUUAGGCUAUGACUUCUCAAGAUGUCAAUAUGAACGAUGUCAGUAUGGGCUGAUGAACAACUUCCAGGUCAUGAGCAUGGUGUCAGGGUUUGGGCCUCUCAUCACUGCUGGAAUCUUUUCUGCAACGCUUUCCUCUGCCCUGGCCUCCCUGGUCAGUGCACCCAAAGUAUUCCAGGCUCUGUGCAAGGACAACAUCUUCAAAGGACUGCAGUUCUUUGCAAAGGGAUAUGGGAAAAACAACGAACCCCUGAGAGGAUAUUUUCUCACUUUUUUGAUAGCCAUGGCGUUUAUUCUCAUUGCGGAACUGAACGUCAUUGCUCCCAUCAUCUCCAACUUUUUCCUGGCCUCAUAUGCACUUAUUAAUUUCUCCUGCUUCCACGCUUCUUAUGCCAAAUCUCCAGGAUGGAGACCUGCAUAUGGAAUUUACAAUAUGUGGGUAUCUCUUUUUGGAGCUAUUUUGUGCUGUGCAGUCAUGUUUGUUAUCAACUGGUGGGCAGCUGUCAUCACUUAUGUCAUUGAGUUAUCCCUCUAUAUCUAUGUGACUUAUAAGAAGCCAGAUGUGAACUGGGGUUCCUCCACACAGGCCCUCUCCUAUGUGAGUGCUUUAGACAAUGCUCUAGAACUGACCAUGGUGGAAGACCACGUGAAAAAUUUCAGGCCCCAGUGUAUUGUCUUAACAGGGGGACCCAUGACAAGACCUGCCCUCUUGGAUAUAACGCACGCCUUCACCAAGAACAGCGGCCUCUGCAUCUGCUGUGAAGUCUUUGUGGGACCGCGCAAGCUGUGUGUUAAGGAGAUGAACAGUGGUAUGGCUAAAAAACAGGCUUGGCUUAUAAAGAACAAAAUCAAGGCUUUCUAUGCUGCAGUGGCAGCAGACUGCUUCAGAGAUGGAGUCCGAAGUCUCCUUCAGGCCUCAGGCUUAGGAAGAAUGAAGCCAAACACUCUAGUGAUUGGAUAUAAAAAAAACUGGAGGAAAGCUCCCUUGACCGAGAUUGAGAACUACGUGGGAAUCAUACAUGAUGCAUUUGAUUUUGAGAUUGGCGUGGUCAUAGUCAGAAUCAGCCAAGGGUUUGACAUUUCCCAAGUCCUUCAAGUACAAGAUGAAUUAGAGAAAUUGGAACAAGAGAGACUGGCAUUGGAAGCCACCAUCAAAGACAAUGAAUGUGCAGAAGGAAGUGGAGGCAUCCGAGGUUUGUUUAAAAAAGCUGGCAAGCUAAACAUUACUAAGCCAGCUCCUAAAAAGGACAGCAGCAUUAACAGCAUCCAGUCUAUGCAUGUUGGGGAGUUCAACCAGAAACUGGUAGAAGCCAGUGCUCAAUUUAAAAGGAAACAAGGAAAAGGCACAAUCGAUGUUUGGUGGCUGUUUGAUGAUGGAGGGUUAACACUCCUUAUACCCUAUAUCUUGACUCUCAGAAAAAAAUGGAAAGACUGCAAACUAAGAAUCUAUGUUGGAGGGAAGAUCAAUCGCAUUGAGGAAGAAAAAAUUGCAAUGGCUUCCCUUCUGAGCAAAUUUAGGAUAAAAUUUGCAGACAUCCAUAUCAUUGGAGAUAUCAACAUUAAGCCAAACAAAGAGAGCUGGAAAGUCUUUGAAGAGAUGAUUGAACCCUAUCGGCUCCAUGAAAGCUGCAAGGAUUUAACCACUGCUGAGAAAUUAAAAAGGGAAACUCCAUGGAAAAUCACAGAUGCCGAACUGGAAACAGUCAAGGAAAAGAGUUAUCGUCAAGUCCGACUGAAUGAACUCCUACAGGAGCACUCAAGAGCUGCCAACCUCAUUGUGCUGAGCCUUCCAGUGGCAAGAAAAGGAUCCAUAUCGGACUUGUUGUACCUGGCUUGGUUGGAAAUACUCACAAGGAACCUCCCUCCUGUCUUACUGGUUAGAGGAAACCACAAAAAUGUUCUGACAUUUUACUCUUAAGAUAUGAAAGAUGAGACUGUAUUUUAACAUAUGAAUAAUUAAGAAGCAUGUCUCAUUACUUUGUGCUGUAUAUCUGAUUUAUGAAUAUGCAAACCUCUGCAGACUAGUCUACCAGAGUCUACAUAAAUUCUGUCUUUUUAAAAAAUUAUUAUUAGAUAAUGAGGAUGUUUGUUUUUCUCCCAUCAGCUUAAGGAAGCAUCAAAAACAAUGCUACUUAGUUCUAGGGGAAAAAACAACAUUUUUGUCACUGCUGUUGAUAAAAAAAGAAAUUAAUCAAAUCCAAGCAGACUUAUGCUCAUAAUAAAUACCAAGCCAAGCUCCUCUAGGCAAACUUAAUCUUUUGUUUCUAAUGGUGUUUGCUGCUAGGCCAGGGUGUAGGCCUUAGCCUCACAGCAGGUUCUGAAUAAAUGCUUAUUGACAGUCUCAUACAGUGACCAAGGGUAGCUAUCAAAGGAAAAAACCAACUGGGUAGGAGGCAUGAUUCUGCUUGGCCUCCCGAGAGGCUUAUGCCUACAAAGAAGAUUUAAAAAUCAAUAACUGGAAACUUUAAGAAGGACUUGAGUCUACACAAAAUGUUUAAAGCAGUUACCCAAAGAAGGUUUAUUUAAUGUAACAGAUAAUAUGCUUACAGUGAUCUGAGUGAUUGCUGAUAACAUAGAGCUUGAAUUUGCUGCUGACUCAAAAGUAUAUUAACUAGGUGAGACAGCAACAUGUAUUCCAAUUAAAUUUUCUAUUCUUAGCAUUACAAACACCAGUUUUCAUCCAUGCUCAACAUUUUGAGAUUGCUUUCAUGGUAUUACAGUUCAUAUUUUUUCCUUCUAAUUAAAUGAAUACUACAGAUGAAAUAAAAAUAAAUGUCUAAUCAAAAACUAAGUACCACAAAUUUUCAAACCACUAUUAAAUAAUUAAGAAAUAUAUUCUGAAUCACAUAUCAUAUAUUUAGUUACUUUCUACAGAUAUUUCUGUGAACUUAAAAGAAUAAUUAUGAUGCAGACUGGAGAAACUUGCAAAAUUUGGAGUGUAUAGGUUAUGAUUUUUUUCUUUUUGUAAGUAUAUCUGUAAUACUUAAUCAUGUUGACAAAUCAACAAAAUUGUUUUUCUGAUGAAUGGCUUGAUUUAUUUUCUGCCAUACUCUGAUUGUUUUGAGAAAGUAGAUGGGAAAAAUCAACAUGAAAUAAAAGCAGUAAAAUUCA